AAUAGUGUCUCCGGUGGUUUAUUUUUCCGAUUAAAUUAUGGAUAAAUCCGAUGAAAUCUGAUUUAAAAGCCAAUUACAUCUUUCAUCGGAUAUACAAUUUAAUCGGAUGUACCCGUUUGUUAUUAUGUAAUUGGAUUAUCCGAUUAUAUUUAAUCGGACAUUUUUCCCAGUGUAUAAUUUAUUUAUACACAAAUAGCGUUGACAUAAUGUUGACACCGUUGAAUGUGUAAGUAAUGCAAUUAUGCGGAAUUGUUACUUCAAGUCCAUUAAUUAGCAUGCGAUAAUCUAACUAACAUAUUUCAGUUAGAGAAAAUACGCCGAACGUAUGCCGUAUUUUUAUCGUAUCAUAUAUAUCAUGUCACGUGUACAGGCAAUAAACGGGAUGUCACUAACAAUACGUAACGUAACACACGCGCUGGCAAUCGGCUAUUUUCAUCGCGGGAUCCGUGACGGCUGAUAUAGAGCUGAAAUAUUGACUUUACGUCCUUUAUCACGUUCAUGACGUUCGUAAACUUAAUAUUUAAUAAUGUUUUGCAUAUACGAUGCUUGCGAGAAAGGCAUUCGCGGAAGCAUCGUUGCGUAUGCUCAGUGACACUUCGUAAGAAUAAAGCGUAAUGUAGACUCGAGUGCACGUAGAUUUGCCAGACUCGCAAUUGGUCGUACAUGACGUUCACACGAUCCCGGUUAAUUUGGAUUCAGAACAACUGGAAAGAAAGAUACCGAUAAAAUAAACCACUUAAAUUAUUAAUUUAUGAAUAAUUCACGCGCUAAACAAGACUUCGAGUGUGUAAGCUUUAAAAGAUUUUAUACACGGAUGUCUUGUAAAAGAAAGCAUUCUAUCGAGAAAACCGAAUUCAAAUAUAGAAGAAAUAUUUAAAAAUUAUUAUGAAACAAUGCGUGUGAAUAUGCAUAAAUUGACAAGUUGUAAUAAAGGAGAGAAGUAGAUAUUAACUCCAAGUUAAGUAAGAUAUUAAUCAUAAGAUAUGGAAGAAGAGAAUCGUUGCAAGAAUGUCGUCGAUUCGGUUAGGAAUUUAUUCUUCGUGGAUGUCAACAAAAUCAGCAAUUUCUUCAAAAGUCUAAGCAAAGGGAACGUCACCGCGGAAACGAAUAAUAAACGGAAAGUGAUGAAAAUAAAAUCAGAGUCGCAUCAAGACUCGUUUUGGAUGCUUAAAAUGUCGAUAACAUUUUUCAAGCUCAUCGGUCUCGCUACGUUAUCCCGUCAUAGCGUCAUCACGCGGGAAAAGAAAACGCCAUUCACAUUUCAGCACUCGAAAUUUGGGAUCAUUUACAAUGUCGCAUUGAGUAUCUUAGUGCUCGCCUCGAACUACCUCUCGGUACCGUUCAGGCUUACUGUGGAAUAUGCGAAUAAGUCAAACUUGACCAUAAGCAUCGAGAUUGUACAAGCUAUACUUGGCUCCCUAGUAACUUGUGCGAUUUUAUUCAGCUACUGCAUCAAUCAAAAGUUAUUGGUACGAAUUGCUAAUCAAUUAGUGGACAUCGAACACGAAAUGGAUCGUCUCUACCGUCUGUAUCGUCCGCUGCGACGACAGCGUACCUUCUGCGCUCUGAUCAACCUCUGCAUCUUGAAGAUUUGCCUGUUGAUUCUUCUUGUCAUUACCGAUUUCCUGGCCUUCCACACGAGCCCGGUCUCCUGGUUGUCGGACAUUAUGCCGACGUUUCACGUGGGUUGGCUGUUGAUACAGUACUUCAUGUUGGCCACGAUCGUUCACGCGGAUUUCGUCGAUGUGAAUCAAGCGAUACAGAGCCUAACCAGACCCGGCACUCCUGAUCUUCGGCCGCAAUCUCUCUCCGAAACGCGUCGUGUGGUGAUUAGCAAUUCCAUCGUUCAUCAACUGCUGCCAUUGCGAGAUAUGCACUGUCACCUUUGCGAGAUUUCCGAGGACAUAUCGGACUUCUAUUCACUACCAGUACUCUUCGGCAUUGCUUUUCUCUUUCUGACGCUCAUAUUUAACGGCUACUAUCUUCUCUCGCCUCUAUUGAUAUCCAGCCAAACCUUAGAGUACGAGGUUCUCAGUAACACUAUUAUCUGGUUAAUAUUCCUCAUCUAUCCCAUUUCUCUCCUCGCUAACAGAAUUACCAAGAUUGUGAACGAGGUAGGAUCAUCGGUCGGGAAAACGGGCAAUGUGAUACAUGGUCUUUUAAGCUGCUUGAUUAGCAAAGAGACGAAGUCAGAGGUCAAGCAUUUUUCCCUUCAAUUGUUACAUCGCAAAGUACAGUUCACAGCGAACGGAUAUUUCGCACUUGACAACAAUUUUCUUCAUUCGCUGGUCGGCACGGUGGCGACGUAUUUGGUGAUACUUGUGCAAUUUCAAAUGGGAAGCUCGUGCUCGUCAAGACCACAGUGUAAUUGUACAAGGCAAGAUUUGUUAAGAGCGAAAUAAUAAAUUAAAAAUAAAAACAGUUAUAAUAU
This is a messenger RNA of Vollenhovia emeryi, 2431 nucleotides long. Its product is annotated as putative gustatory receptor 28a. NCBI's taxonomy places the organism in Eukaryota, Metazoa, Arthropoda, Insecta, Hymenoptera, Formicidae. The transcript has 4 exons. Bases 984 to 2402 code for a protein of 472 amino acids. Gene Ontology annotation, cellular component: dendrite; neuronal cell body; axon. The record is from RefSeq and is a predicted model, not a curated record. Gene Ontology annotation, biological process: sensory perception of taste.